CAGCGCCGCUUGACACGUGAGCCUCAUGUGACAGAGCUGGGUCAGGCUGAGCGGACAAGCGGACAGAGUUUAUUUCUCUCGUGGAUCCCUCUGACACAACUUCUUGCUCCCCACACGGCGUGCAAGACCCGCCGAGACAGCUCAACGCUUAGGGGGGGGACAAAAAUAUCAUCGGCGUUGAAUGACAUAAUUGACAGGAUUUUUUUGAGAGGGAGAAAAACUUACUGCGUAACUUUUUUGUUUCCAUUCCAAAUUGGCUGCAGCGCAUUUGUAAGUGGAAAAAAAAGAGUCACGAAAAUGGAGCGAAUCCCAAGCGCGCAACCUCCUCCUCUGGCCAAGGCUGAUCUAGCAGACAUGCACGGCAUGGAUUUCCCUAUGUACGCGUAUAAACCCAGGCGAGGAAUGAAGAGAGGAGAGGACAGCAAGGAGACCUACAAACUGCCUCAUAGACUCAUUGAGAAGAAAAGACGUGAUCGGAUAAACGAAUGCAUUGCUCAGCUGAAAGAUUUGUUACCGGAGCAUCUAAAACUUACGACUUUGGGCCAUUUGGAGAAGGCCGUAGUUUUGGAGCUCACACUCAAGCAUGUGAAGACGCUCAGCACGCUUUUGGAGCAGCAGCAGCAGAAGAUCCUUGCCCUGCAGGGUGGCAUGCAUAUUGAGCAACCUAUUGUCAGCCAAGAAAAGUCAGAGGAGAUGUUCCGCUCCGGUUUCCACAUGUGCGCCAAGGAGAUUCUUCAAUAUCUGGCCGGUCGUGAGAGCGACGGCGACUUUGCGCCCUCGCACGUCAUCAAUCACCUUCACAAGUUAGCCGCUGACGUGCUCCAAAGUCCAAGGCGAUCGCGCUCACCCCUGAGCCCUCCACCCGAAGAAACGCCCACAUACAGCCAGCACCAAAUCCACAAGGAGGCACCUGCCAGUUUACCGGCUAAGCCCAGCGAGGGCUACGGGAGGGUGCCGGUCAUCCAGCGUGCGCACGCUCCUCCCAGCGGCGAGCAGAGCGGCAGUGACACUGAUACAGACAGCGGCUACGGAGGGGAGCUGGAGAAGAACGAGUGCGGCGCCCCGCAGAGGCAUCCCAAUUACUACAGCCAGGAGAGCAAGUUGAUGAAGCGCAGCGCUGCCGAGAGGCGGGGCCCCGACGUCAAGCGGGAAGACGACGAGCCGAGGCACAAACGAGCCCGGGCGGAGUCGUCCGAGGAUGAGAUGCUGUCGGGCGGCGAAUCGUCAGCUUCGUCCUCCUCCAGCGGUUACGGCAGCUACAUGAGCGUGUCCCCCAACCAUCCGGCCCCGCGGCAUCCCCUCUGCAUGCCCUUCUACCUCAUCCCCCCUUCUGCCGCCACCUACCUGCCCAUGCUGGAGAAGUGCUGGUACCCGGGCGCCAUGCCCAUGCUGUACCCCGGCAUGGGCGGCUCCGCCACGGCCGUCCCCAGCGAGAGACCACCACAGAUGGUCAUGUCUCCAAGGGGAGGUUCUCCCGCUCCAGCCAUGUCUCAGACCCCCAUGGACUCCCCGGCUCUCCUCCAGGCACUAAAGCAGGUCCCCCCCCUCAACCUGGAAACCAAAGACUGAGAAAACAUGGCCGCUGAAUUGAUACAUUAGGAGGGAGUACAUGACCGAGCCGUCCUGUAGUCCAUCAAGUCAUUUCGCUACUUUGUUUCUCAUCCUGGAAUUCAUGUCGCAAACAAGAAGAGAAGAGGGCUGGCGUAAUCGUCCUCGUGUGGACGACGAAAUUGGUUGAAUGUCAAGUGCAAAUGGACCCGCCCGAUACACACACGCACACACUUGGUUGAAUGUAAAGAAAGACGUUUCAGAUGCUGCUGUACGCUGACAACACUGGCGCAUUUCACUUGGAGCUUUUGUGGUAGAGACAUGCCUUUUUCUUUUUGUACACAAAAACCAAAUGUUAAGAUUUCACCCAAAGUUUGUCGCCUAUCGUCCGUCACCACCACCACCACCACCGCCGCCGCCAUCAUUACCGCUUACUACCGUGAUGACCGUGCUGAAUGCAAAAGUCAUUCAUUCACACUCGCUGUGGAUUUUCAUGUAAUUAUUGUGGAUAGACUUCAUGUACAUUUCUAUUUUUGAUACACGUUCGCGCACUCUUGUCGUCGGAAGGAGUGCAAGUGUGGCGUACUCAAAGAGUGUGUACAUAUUGUAGCGCAGUGCUGGACCUUGUCUGCAUACUCGACAUCUGUUUCUGCUCAAGUCAAACCUGGCGUUUGUUCUUGCUGUUGCCUUUUUACUUGUGAAAAGCUGAGAAGUCUCAGAUGUUUAUGCUCCGUAACGCAUAUGAAUCCCAGAACGUGGCGGUGAGGGGAAGAAGAAGUGAAUGUAAACGUUUUACCAGAUGACUAGUUUUCUAAUAGAGAGAGGUACUUGAGAUUUUAUAUUUUGGGACCUACGUGAAAGACGAUUGCUGUUUGUACAUAUUUUGUCUAUAAAUGUUGAUAUACAUAAGUGUAUUAAUAAAGUAUUUUUUUUUCCUGUGGAAAA
This is a messenger RNA of Syngnathus typhle (broad-nosed pipefish), 2493 nucleotides long. RefSeq names its product class E basic helix-loop-helix protein 40-like. The record is from RefSeq and is a predicted model, not a curated record. Gene Ontology annotation, molecular function: protein dimerization activity; RNA polymerase II cis-regulatory region sequence-specific DNA binding; DNA-binding transcription factor activity, RNA polymerase II-specific. NCBI's taxonomy places the organism in Eukaryota, Metazoa, Chordata, Actinopteri, Syngnathiformes, Syngnathidae. Gene Ontology annotation, biological process: regulation of neurogenesis; circadian regulation of gene expression; anterior/posterior pattern specification. The transcript is spliced from 5 exons. Gene Ontology annotation, cellular component: nucleus. The coding region runs from base 298 to 1569 and encodes 423 amino acids.